AUGGCAGCCAUUUCUGGAUCCAUUGAAUUAUACAGGGUCUCCGAUUCCACGGGCAACAAUGGCUUCUCCAACCAAAUCGGGAUGGAUCUCAUCAAGAAAACGCUAGCAGACGCAACUGACUUCACCUGGAAGGCACUGCAGCUGAACACCCCUGCAGAAAGAAAAACCAUACCAACAAUCAGCUUGUUCAUAGAAAACUCAGACGGCGUGGCAUACGCCGACAAUGACGAAAUCCACUUCAACGCGGGCUAUUUGGAGAGGUACUCCAGCGACGACGACGAAGCCAGAAGGGAAUUCGUCGGCGUGAUCUACCACGAGAUGGUGCACGUUUGGCAGUGGAACGGCGGCGGAAGGACGCCGGAAGGUUUGAUCGAAGGAGUGGCUGAUUACGUGAGGCUGAAGGCAGGGUAUGGGCCAAGUCACUGGGUAAAGGCAGGGGAAGGGCAGAGGUGGGAUGAAGGGUAUGCCGUCACGGCUCGAUUCCUGGAUUACUGCGACGAUCUGAGAGAAGGGUUUGUUGCGGAGCUGAACAAGAAAAUGAGGAGCCAUUAUGAUGAAGGAUUCUUCUUUGAUCUUCUGGGGAAGACGGUUGAUCAGCUUUGGAGUGAUUACAAGGCCAAGUAUCAAGUAUGA
This is a messenger RNA of Linum tenue, 633 nucleotides long. NCBI's taxonomy places the organism in Eukaryota, Viridiplantae, Streptophyta, Magnoliopsida, Malpighiales, Linaceae. The record is from the annotation of a GenBank genome assembly.